Messenger RNA from Macrobrachium nipponense, 15488 nucleotides. RefSeq lists its product as uncharacterized. NCBI's taxonomy places the organism in Eukaryota, Metazoa, Arthropoda, Malacostraca, Decapoda, Palaemonidae. Gene Ontology annotation, molecular function: protein kinase activity; ATP binding. Bases 275 to 7972 code for a protein of 2565 amino acids. The record is from RefSeq and is a predicted model, not a curated record. The transcript is spliced from 19 exons. Gene Ontology annotation, biological process: protein phosphorylation.
GAAUCAAAAGCCAGGGGCCUCGGAAUUGUUAUCAAAAAGUUCUAGUAAUGAAAGCUGAUGUGGUCCAUUGUAUUGAUAUAUUAGCCAUUUUACUGUGCAUCAACAUGCUUCAGUUGGAAAAAUGAAUGUUGAGUAAGAUUAUUGAAUUGAAAAGUUGUUUGUUGUGUUUAAUUUUUCACAAUGGCUAGCAGGUCACAAAGGUUGUUGAAAAGGCCUUUUAGAAUUAUGAAAGCUGAUUUGUUGUGAUAGUAGUGUUAUGGAUAAGCUAUGAAAAAUGGGGUGGAGUUUAACAUUCUCCCUUAUAUUGCUGGAAUGCAUCCACUCUGCCCUGGCUUACCCCCUACCACAAAAUGAGCUGGAUCGGGGAGGCAGGCGGAGUGGGAGUGAGGAGUAUAUGGGAGUUGUUAUAGGCGCCGCGACAAUCCUCUGCAGCAUCACCAUUCUCCUGGCGUGUGUCUGCUGCAAACGCUCAGGAUUCAAGCGUACCGAUUCAGGACGGCAGGAAUUAGAUUCGGUGUCUUCCCGUGUGGCCGGCGGCAGCACCAGCACCAUCAACCAGCAUGGCCCUCAGGAGGAGUUCACGAUGUUCCCCCCUCCGGGGAUAUCGCAGCUUUCGAUGUCCUCCACGCACAUUAAUUUCGAGCCCUUACCAGACAUCCGGCCUCGUUCAGGCUCUCGGCGAGAUCAGAGGAUCACGGAUAAGACGUUACCUGCGUCUUUCCCCAACCAGGUGUUGGCUGGCCUACCCACAGAUGAGUGGUUUGCUGAGCCGCAUCAGAAUUUCCCACGAAAUCAACUCCAGUAUGUGAAAGAAAUUGGGAAGGGAUGGUUUGGCCACGUGUUGGAAGGGCGGGCAACUGGGAUCUACAGUGAUCAUACGAAAGGAGAUUCUCCUGUGUCGUCAUCCCUGAAUCCUAGUUCUCUUUCGCGAGGGCAGACCCCCGUGGCUGUGAAGGUCCUCAGAGAAGAUGCCACUCCCACUGAGCAAAUGUAUUUUCUACACGAGCUCCGCCCUUACCGGGACCUCACUCAUCCGAAUGUUUUGAAAGUCCUUGCUCAGUGUUUAGAGACAGAACCCUUUUUGAUAUUAUUGCAACUGUGUCCCAAGGGAGAUCUGAAGGCAGUGGUGCGGAAUGACAAGAAACUUACAGAUGCAGCUUUGUUACGCAUGAUACUGGAUGUGGCCUCAGGACUCCAGCACAUGCAUGCCAAUAACUUCAUUCACACGGAUCUUGCUGCAAGAAACUGCGUAGUUGAUGAGGAUUACACGGUCAAAAUUGGUGAUUAUGGGUACAACAUAGAUUUUUAUAAGGCUGAAUAUUAUUGUGCUGGAGAAGUUGCGUUACCUCUAAGAUGGUGCUCUCCGGAAACACUUAAAUGCACAGAUACAACUAUAGAAACAAAAGAGGUUACAAAGCCUGCUAAUGUGUGGAGCUUUGGAGUCAUAAUGUGGGAAAUUGCUAGUCGAGGAUUGAUGCCUUACACCAAUCUUGAUGAUGAUCGUGUCAUACAAGAUGUCAUUAUUGAUCAGUCAACCAUCCUGGAACCCCCAAAAGGCCUUGAAUUACAUGCUGAGAAAAUAUACAACAUCAUGAAACUGAGUUGGUCUCUUGUGUCGUCACGUCCGCCCAUAGAUCAUCUUACCUCAUUAUUGUCGCACCUUUGGGAAAACCAGUCUGUAACUUCCCAUGAUGCUACCUCAAUAAAUGACUUUGAAUUUAGAUGGAAUCAACUACAACAGCGCCAGUCUCAUAAUCACAGCAUCACUCAUGGGCCAAAUACAUUGGAUUUAAGGUUUGAGAGCGACUUCAAUUUAUCAGCUCCUUAUGGUGGUCACAUGAGUAGUGCAUUAUCUCCAAGCCUUCAGAACUUACAUGGCUCUGUUGAAGACUUAGAUGCAAAAAUGGCUGCCAAGUUUGGGUCAGCCAUGCCUUCAUGGCUGGGAAUGGAACCUGGUCAGCCAAUGGACAGUUUAACCAGGGAAAUAACUGAUGCCAUCUUGAAGUUGGAUGACUAUCUUGCGGGAGAGAAAAGCGAGCCGAGCACUGCAGUAACAUCGCCCGAAAAGGAUGGCGUUAAUUUCAAGUUGGGGAAAGAUUCUUUCGUUUCUCACCCACCAGAGUCAAAAUUGGUGCAUGCAUUGAGUGGGAGUGGCCACCCAAGUUUGACCAGAUCUUUGUCUGAGGGAGAUGAAGAAGGUUUCACUAUGAGACUUGAGCAGGGUGAAUUCACUGAAAUGGUGCGCUUGAAAAGUCAGAGUGUCCAAGAUUUUAUGAGGCUUACUGUGGUAGAUGAUGGAAGUGAUUCUGAUAAUGCUAGUCAGAGGAAUUCCCUAGCCUUUGAACCAGUCAACAAACCAUUAGCGUCAGAGAAGUCGUACUCGAGUGAAGGAAACAUUAGAGAAGCUCUGAGAGAUGUCAGGUUCAUGGGAGAUUUGGAAAGACUUCAGGCAGAACAUAAGUAUUCAAUAAUAACAGAAGCAAGUCGUGAGAAUCCAUCGUCAAUAGAAUUCAGAGCUCAAGAAUAUAACUUUGAUAAGCCAUUAAGCACUUCGGAUAUCCAAGGAGAUUUUCUAAAUGCUGGUUCAACAGACAAACUUGCAACUAGUGUAGAUUCUGAUAAUUCAAAUAUCUUCAGUGAUAAACAAAAUGGUGAACAGGAUCCUUUUUUAGGUGAAGUUAUCUCCUCUGCAUGUACAGAGGAGAGGAUCCCUAAUGCUUAUCCCAUUCCUGGUAAGGGAAGUGAAUCUUCUAGUGGUUCUGUUGACAACAACUCUGCAGUACCCAAAACUUUAUCAGCAUCUCCAGAUUUUGUGGUUUCAUCUCGAGAGAAGAAGCCCAUUGCUUUACCAGAUAUCGUUGUUCAUGAUUCAUCUGUCAAAUUGAGCACGCCUAGUCCACCUCCAGAAGAUAGCCCAGUGAAAGUUGUUAAUGCCAGUCAGCCAAAAGAAUUUCGAGUGGUGUUUGCAGAAAACAUUUCAGUUUGUGGUAGUAAUGUUAAUAAUGAAAAAGGGAGUGAGUCAGUAUCCUUUAGUGAAAACAUUAAAGAAAACAAGUUGCAAGCAUCAUUAAGUGAAACUGACAAAAACCAAGGGGCAGAUGAUAUGGGGAAGAAAAAUAAACAGAGUGGAGAUUUUGUAAAUAGUGUCAAAAGGGAGGAGCCUACUAGUAAAAAGGAAGAAAUAAUAAAAUUCUUAGACUUUGUUCAAGAAAAUCCAAGGCUUCAGUUGUCAAGCACACCAUUAAAACCUCCCUCAUUUGAGGUAGCUCCACAGGUAAUAGGAAAGGAUGAACAAAAGAUAAUAGAGGAGAUGAGUAGCAGUGAAGAAUCCAGCUUGGAAAAUUCAGACAACGAAGAGAGUGGGGAUUUUUCGAGUGGCGUAGUUGGAGUUGACCCAGAUAAUUCAGGAGUUAAGCAGAGACUGGUGUUUGGAUAUCAGAAUGAGAGAAGCCGUAAGGACAGUGGCAGUAGCAGUCAUAGUAGCGAUAGCAGUAGUGACAGCAGCAGUGACAUUGAAAGUUCUGAUGAGGAGGACUGUGAGAAUGAAAAUAAUAAUGUGGAAUCUGGAAAACCAGAAGCACCCAGCUAUAAGCCAGAGCAAGUUAUCAAAGGAGAGGAGGUUGUCAUUGGGGCCUUAGAAGAUUACUCACUUGAUUUAUUUAAGGCUGUGAAAUCCACCUCGCCAAAUUUGUCUGCCAGUCAUUCAAAUAAAAUUGAGUGUGAUAUAUUGCUGGAAUCUAGUAAAGAUGGAAUUAGUCAUGUAGACAAUAUAGAAUAUGAUCUCGAGAAAUGGGAUGAAUUUCUUGGAGACAGGUUGAAUCAAGAAAGAUGUGAAUCUGAUGUCAUUUUUAAAGAGAGUUCAGCUAGUAACUUUGAUAUCAAAAUGGAUGAUUCCAAUGACCUACUGGGUGAGACAUUCAAUAUGACUUCUACAGGUGCAAAACAAAGUGGAUUUGAUAGUCAAGUGCAGUUUGAAAAAACAGAAAAGUCCAUAUUUGACCUAAGUAGCACAUUUGAACAUAGCACAUGUGGUGAAAUUCAAAACAUAUUAAAAGAAAAUUGCAUAGAACAAGUUGCAGAUACAAGCAGGCCUACAGUUAAUACAGAUUUAUUUUUUGGUGAUUCUGAUUCGGCCAUAAGUAUCAGCGAAGGAAUUUCUAAAGAAAAUGGUAUGAAUGAGUCAUCUAAGCCCCUUCCUUCAAGUGAACUUUUAGGAGUUUCUAAUCAGGUACAGUCCAAGUCAAAUGAAUCAUUUUUUACAGUGAUAUCUCCUUCGGUAGUGACAGAGUUUGAAUCAUUUGAAACCUCAGAAUCAUUUCAGACUCCAGCUAUGAAAGUAGUUGAAUCUCAUAUAAUAUCAUCAGGUUCUGUUGUGCAAAUGUCUGAAAAAGAUAAAAUGAGUACCUCUCUUGAAUGUAGUGCUACAGAAAAAGGAAAAAAUAGUGAUAUUCUGGUUAAUGAGAGCUCUUGUGUUACUGACACUUUGGAUUCAUUUACUUACAAGAGAGAAAUGUCAGUUGACAACAGCUGUGAUAUCUUAGAGAGUAUUGACAUGGAUAAUAAGGCCCAGAGUGUUGUCAAAACUGAAGUCUGUCAAAGUCCAAAAGCAGAAUUUGUAAAAUCAGGUGAAGUCCCAGGCGAUUUGUCCAGUACAGGGGAAUCAGGUGCUGAUAAUAAAGAUGAGGUUGAUAGCGCAUCAUUUUCCAGAAAAGUCAAUGAAACCUUUGUAGUGUGUGAGGACAGCACUUCAUCAACAACACAAACUUUGGACAAGGAGGGUUUGGAACCUAAGGAAACUAAGGCUCCAGAUGUUGUAAAUCUCGAGAAUAUUGGAUCUGUUACCUCAACAGAAUCUGCACAGCUGAUCUUGAAAUCAUUUGGACCUGCUACCCAAACAAAUUUAAUUUUGAGGGAUGAUGAUGAUUUAUCCCCAAGUGCUUAUCAGGGAAAAUUCAAGGCUGGAGACUGGUCAUCCAGGGAAAGUCAGGACUCUGCCGUAGAACCUGAUGAAGCAGAAAAUGGGGAAUUCUGGCAACAGCAAAUGAUGGCUUGGCAGCAGGCAGCAUUUCAGACUCGUCAGCUCUUACAGCAAGCCACUUGCAGUGGGAGUGAUGCUACACUUGCAAGCUUGAAAAGUUCUAGGGAAGAUCUGGAAGCCAGUCCCACGAGUGAUACAUCAUCCUCCAAAAGCCCUUAUUCCUCUACAGAUAUGCUCAAUUUAGAUGAUGAAGGUACUUAUGUAUCUUACAACACUACAGAUGAUGAAGAAGUUCUAGGCUACAAGCCAGAGGACAUCAAUGCUUUGCGUGCUGAGCUAAGCUUGAAAUUAGGUGGCCUCCAAGAUGAAAGAGACCAACUAGAACCAAGUGAGCCUGAUGAUCCUUCAGCAGGGGAGAGAGAGAAUGUUGUUAUUAAUUACAGAGGCAUUGUCACAACAACAUUAUCCCCAAUCAAGGAGGAAAGUUUUCUAGAUGAAGAUGAUUCUCCAGUUAGGAAAGUGAGCAGAAGUAACAGCAGUUCUGGUUUUCCUAUGUCUGUAAGCUUGGAACUAGAGGAACCGUUGAAAAAUAUAUUGAGUCAUAGUGCAGAAAAGGGUAAUGAUACUUUUGUCAUCAAAGAAGAAGUAAGUUGUGAUACUGAUAACAAAGGGAUUAGUUUAAGUGAAUUUGCUUUUGCAGAAGAUUUAGAUGAGACUGAAGAUAAAGAAUCCGGUAAAGUGAACACUAGCCUCAUUUCUUCCUUUGACAUUGGACAGGAUGCAACAACUACCUCAGAAGUUAGUGUAGAUGAUAAAGAGGAACCUAAAAGCUUAGAGAAUACCCAUAAUAGUCUCAUUCUUGAAGAUUUAGAAAAUGAAAAUAGUCCCUCUUCAAUACAGGUUUACGAAGGUGACGACGUAGAUGCUGAUGAUGUUUUAGUCGUUGACACAAUCACUAAUGAAGCCACUAUCGUUGAAGGUGGGAUACCCAGGAGCCAUUUGGCAUUUAUAACAGAUAAGCAGCAGCCAGAUCCAUCAGAUGUUCAGCCAUUCCCCUAUGAUGAUUCAGAUGAUGUUGCACUAGAGUCGAUUCCUUCAGUUAGUAGCUCAAGAUUUGAUGAACUGAGGCACCAAGAGCAGCUUUCUAUCAACAAAGCAUCUUGGGAUAGUCAUCAUGCAGCGGAGGAACAAACCUAUAAUGGAGAUUCUGAUUCUAAACCUGGUGAGGGGUUAGUCAAUGGCUUUGUUACCUCUGAUGAAAAUAUAGAUGGAGGAAAGGAAAACAGUGAAAAUUAUGAAUCUCCUCAAGGAAUUCAGGUACCACAUUACCAUUCUUACUUUACUUCAGCUUUGACUACAAUAUCCCAUCCAAGUGCCAGUCUAGAGGAACCCCCAAUGUUUGAGCCUGUAGAACACAUCUCUCUCCCAUAUGAUGUGAAUUACCCAGCUGCAGGUGAGCAUUUGCAGAGCUUAGAUGAUGUUAGUGAAAAAGAGGAGGUUGAGGAAAACAAGCAGGUCAGUGAUGACGAGGAGGAUGAACUAGAAUCAGAGCGUCCUAUCAAGUUAAAUUUUUUAGGCCGAUUGUACUCUGGUGAUUCUGAAGAGGUGAAUGGAACACCUGCUAAAACGAGUAUUGGGGGGGAGCCACCAUUAACCUCGGAUUUGAAAGAAGGAACUAGCACUGCCAAAGUGAAUGAUGCUGAGGCAUCUGAUCUAAGUGACCUCAACAAGAUGACUUCAGCAGAAUUUUUGGCUUCAAAGAAAUAUCAGAUAAACGAAAAUGAAGACAUAGAGGAACAUAUAGUAGUAGAACCAGGUUACGAAGAGGAUUCAGAUGAUGGUGAUGAUGGCAUGGCAUUAACUCCUGGAAAGUUAAGCAACGUUCAGUUCCGCAUGAAUACCCGAGACCCUUGCUACACCCCGGAUUGGGAAAGUGACUCUGAGAGUGAUGAAGAGAGUUCGUCCACUAGCGGGGAAUUCAUGUGGAAGGAGGAUGAGGAAAAGCAUGAUGGGGAAGACCUUCAAGAAACAAAGCCUGGGGAAGAGUGUCAGCAGUCUAAUUACACCUUAGACGUGAUAGAGGAAGAGGUUGAAGAUGGAGACUACGAUGAUGGAUGCAGCGAUGAUUCUGAGAGCGGAGAGGAAGAAUUUACCCCUUCUAAAUGGAACAGGGAUCUAACCCCUUCCCACUCCCUUCUUAAGAGUCCUCAAAACAAAUCUAGCUCAAAGAAAAGUGUUAGAUGGAAACGUCAGCGCCAUCAUCGUGUAUACGAGUAUCCUCCUGAACCAAGGUCCUGGGAGCCCACACCAACUGAAUCCCAUCACCGUCGAUCAUGGGGACGGUCAUCUCUAGAUUACCUCAGCCUAGCAGAUUGGGAUUUGGGUGAUGACUUUGUAGCAGAUGAUAGUGGAGACAUGGAUGAUUAUGUUUACAGGAAACCUACCAGACCAGCACCACCACCACCUAUUUAUACCCUAGGGUCUAUAGCUUACGAUGAUACUACAGAAGGAUUUUUAGAAGAAAAUGGUGAGUUUUUCAUCCGAUCAUCUGGGUCACCCUUCACGUUUACAAGUUCCUCUUUUUCGGCGUCCGAUUUUUUCCCGGGAACCACAUACUAUAGUGAACAGGAUCACAGGGAUAUUUUGCCUGAUCCCAUUGCUGACGAAAUAGUGAGUGAAAUGGCAGAACCUCAUUUGAUACCAGACUCUUCUCAGUCAGGAGACAGUAGUAAUUUACACAUGAAUAAAUAUUUGGUUAUGGAUGAUGAAAUGGAACAGUCUUCUCCUACCAAUACUGGCUUGGGCCAGCUACGACACACUAGAGAUAAACUGCGUCUAGAGAUACCUACGAUUUCAGUAGCUAGUGAUGGUACCAAAGUCACAGGAGCAUUUACUCUUGGUAGUGAACAGAGUGAAUUUGGAAAUUAUGGUGGGCAAGAUAUUUCAUCCACAGUCAAACAAACGAGAAGUGAACCUGAAGUGAGUGAGGUUUGAAUGUCAUGUAGUUAGUGCAUUUUAUUGAUCAUCUGAGAAAAAGUGAAUACAGUUUAGUGGAUUGUGAAAGUUACUGCCUAGCAGUUCUUAAAAGUUCUCAGGACUUCGUAAGAAAUUGAUAGUUAAAUAAACAGGUUGUUUAGAUUAUCAGAAAGCCUGAUGUUUUCUAGAUAUGUGUAUGAGCAGUUUGUUGAUGAUUGCAAACAAUGAUUACUUAUUAGUACUGAAGUUGUGUGCCGAAUUGUCCAUGUGAUUUUCAAAGGAACUGUGUUAUUGUUCCAACUGCUGUUAGAAUGUGGAAGGCUCUAAUUGUGUAGCGUUUGUGACAACGCCCAUAUACAAAAGGAGCUGUGGAGAUCAAGCUGUGCCGCAAGUGAGAAACUUGAACUUUUGGGGUGUUCAUGUAUAUUUAGAUGAAUUAUUCUUCAUAUACAGUACUGUACUUUCAUACAUGGAGUAAAUGCACAGCACAAACACAUAGAGAAUUUUUUAGAAGACAUGUACUAAUUACACUUGCAUAUCAUUUAUAAAGAGAUAUGGAUUGUGAUAAAAUAUUUGUAGAUACAAUUUGUUUAGUAUUUAAAAAUUAUGCAAUAUACUGGUGAUAUGACUAGAAGUUUCCAUUGCUUCUAAAUUCAUGCACCACUCAUGCAAGGUUAUUUAUUUAAUUGUCUGAACCGUUCUUGCAUGGGGAUGCCUGAAUGUAGAGUGAUGAUGAUUUACAAAGUGCACAACCAGUGCCUCUAUCUCUCUUGAGUCAUGGGGAGAAAAACAAAGCUGCCGUCCACAAUUUGCCUCCGAAACAAAUAUCCUCUUCUGCAGUUAAGAUUAAUUGUAGUGAUUAGAAAUUCCAAGUUUUUAGACUAUUGAUAAAAUUGUUGAGUGUUACAAUGAGGGUAGUAUUUGUAUUAACUAUAUUUUUUCCUCUUAUUUUCAAAGUGUGACGUUUUCGAACUGAAUGCGCAAGGGGUACAAUCAUAAACUCUCAAGCAUUAUAAUAUAAUGCCAGUCCAGUGAUUUUUUUAAAAUAUUGUUAUAGACUGUUCAUAAUUGUUCCUCAAGAAGUCUGCAUAUUCAUGUGCUAUGUUGUUAUUGCAGGUUUUUAUGUAAUUGUAUGUCUUUUGAGCAUGGUUGUACAAAGCACUUUAAAAAAUAAUUAUUACUUUGGAUAUUUAUGUUUUUUUAAUUGAAAGUAACUGAAAAAGUACAUAUUGUCAAACACAGAAUUUUGUUGAUUGAACUUGCAGGAUAAUCAUUAAAUAAUUUCAUGCCAUCAGUUGUGUCUUGAAAGUUAUGUCUAUUAGUGUAAAAUCAAAGUUACUGUGUGUGGUAGCUAACAGCCAGGUAUUUAAAUUUACACUCCCUGUUGCCUGUUGAGAUUACAAACAAAAGGAGAGCUCCACAGCAUUAUCUUUCCUGAAGCAGCACAUGACCAAUGUAUUUAUCUUAAUGGAUAAACUUCCCCUGCAGAAACUGUGCCUGUUGAGUCUAUUGUUAUAUGCUGUUUAUUAAUAUCUUGUUCAAUAAGUUGUUGGGAAUGCAGAAAUUCCACAUUACCUCACAUUCUCUUGUAAGCAUUAAUUCAGGUGAUGUAUUGCAUUUGAUUAAAGUUUUAUUUAGGUAUCAAAAGUGUCAGCAAAGAACUUUCAAAAGACAAUUAUGAUAUCUGACUUUCAAAAAGCAUUAUGAAUCCAAGUUUUGUCGGAUACUACCUGGAAAAGAGGAAAGUCUUUGCAUGAUGUAGUAAAAGUGAUGUGAUAUAGAAAUACUGAAUGCUUGGAUUUCUUAUAGGGUAAGAAAGCUAAAAUGAAGGUAUAAUGUACUACCUGUAAUGUUUACAUAUCUAAAUCUUCAUGAAUUUAAAAGCAAGAAUCAAGUUAGUGGGAAAAUAAUGUUAUUACUCGAAAACACACAAAGUUUGUUCCUGUAUGUGUGAUAUUGGAAUUAAUUAAAAUGUUAAAAUUUUAUCUAACAUUAAAAUAGGUUUUGAUGUGUUGUGACAUUAUUUAAUCUCAGAUUUUUUGUGAGAAUGGGUUCAUUAGUUACAGCUACAGUAGAUGUUAUCAUUCAAGAAGUACUUCAUAAGAAGAAAUUACUGUAUCAGUGGCAUAGAUGGAAUAUUUGCUCGUAUUUUUGUUGACUUGUUUUCAUAAUUCAAAGACAGUACAUAAUUAUAGUAUUUGCAACUGUUCAUCUUCUCAUGGAUGGUCUCUGUUACAUUUAGAAGGUAUAAACAAGGUAGUAAUGAAUAUUCAUUCUUUUUAAGUACGUAUUUUCAAACAGAAUCAUGUUGGUCAUCAGUGCGAAUAAAAUGGCUGUGGAACAUAACAUGCCAACCGCAUAAGUCAUUAUCAAAUUGGAAUAUAUUGCAAAGUGCAGAAUACUCCCUACAUGCAUACUAGAUUAAAAUCUAAAACCAAAAGCCAUAAUUUUGAUAUAUUUUGAAUAAAAAAGCAUUUAUCUAAAAAAGUACACUUGAGAACCAGUAACAAGGUUUUGCAAAAUACCUGUUUUCACAAUAAUUCCAGAAAAUAGUGCAUUGAAGUAUGAAAUACAUAAGCCAAGCGUACAGAUUCACAGACCAUGACUCAACAGAAAUGGAAAAUUUGAAAUUAAAAAGAAAAAGAGAAUAAUGGGAACUAACAGUGAAUGAAGGCUGUGCUUCUAAUUAUGAUGUUGCAAGGAUAGUGAAUAGGACCGGAUAACUAUAGAUACUGGUACAGUGUUCUAAUACCAUGUAUAUUCACAUAAAAAAUGAAAUGUACUUGAAAAUAAACCAAAAAGAGCAAUAAGACAGUCACCAAGAGAGGACCCAUUUUUUGUUAAUAAAUUUUUUUACAUUAUUAACAUACACAUUGCUGAUUGUUCUUAUAACAGGUGUAGAACAUUAUGAUGAACAUGAGACUAGUGCCAUUUCUUUGUUGACUGAUUUGUUUUCGGAAGAAAAGUCACCAAACAGUGCAGUAUAUGAGUGAAGCCCAGAUUUUUUAGCAGAAAAUGUACCUUUUUUCAAAAUACAAAAGUUGCACCAAUGGAAACCUUUCUGCUUACCUGCUGUUAGAGACAUGGCUAUUUUAGACAAAACUGAGUCAGGCUCAUCUUCAGGAGUAGUGGCACUGGGGCCUGUAUUGGAUACAGCAAAACUUCCAGUAAGAUUUAUCUGAAGAAUUUUUUUAUAUAAUUUUUGAAGUCGUAAGAAUAAGUGAACCACUGGAAACACAACUAACCUACAACUAUUCCAUUCCAAAGUUUUUGCUUUCAUGCAUACACUUGGAAAGGGAACAGAUAGAAGCAACUUGCUGUUUGCUGAUUAUUAUUGUAAGGUAUUGCCAGACCACAGGGUCAGAUUUUUUUAUUUGUAUUGGCUAGUUCGUAGGAUUCAUUUACAAAUGAAGGGUAAAAAAGUUGAGUAUGGGGAAAAGUCAGAGUAAACAGAGAACUGGGUGGGGGACAGAAUGGAUGAAAAGUACUACUACUGUAGUUAAAAAAAGUGUUCCAGUUUGAGGUCAUGGGAUUGUGCUAAAAAGGAAUUAUUUAAAAUUCUUAAAUAAGUAGGGUCAUCAAGUAGAGAUUUCAAUUUUGAAAGUGAAAUAAAAUACAAUUUUUAUAAUGAAACACAACACAACCAGGGAGCCCUUGUGUGCAGCGCAGGGGACCAUAACAUUGCACUGAAAGAGGAGGGAUGUCUUGGGGCUUAAUGACACCAAUGAUUUUCCAUUGCACUUUAGUGCUGAUGAUAUUGCUGGCUCUGCCCUUGUAACAUUUUUUUAUGGAAGACCCAGCCUAGAUAGGGAGGCUAUCAUAGUGCCAAAAUAAAUUUUGUAAUACACUGAGUAGUAGCUGGGAUGUACCCCUAGUUUGGCAACAGGAAAUCCUUACUAUACAUAGCAUGCACCUCCAUGUUCUGGUCUAGCUGUAAAUUUUUUUUUUUUUUAGGUCAGGUCAGUAAUUUGUAAUGAUUUUGGUACAUUAAGAGAUGGCAUCUCAUACCUCAUACAUUACUUUUAUGUACCAUUAAGAUGAAAGAGAAAAUGACUUGUCAGAUACACAUAGCAAUUAAAUCUGUUACAUAGUCAUAUAAUAAUUUUUUUUAAUUACUGGUGCUUGUUACACAUUGCUCUUUUGGGGUAAUUUCAUGUUUACAUUUCUGCAUUCCACUGAUGUAUCUCAUGAAGUCAAUUGGCCAUUUAUUCAAAUGUUAGUAUUAUUCUUGAGCAAUUUUUAUUUAUUUUUGGUGUUUUGCAUAUACUAUAAUGUAAUUAGUUGUCAGCUAUAUGUAUACUCUUCCUUUAAUGAUAUUUCAAGAUUGGUGUUUUUGACCUGUCUUCCUGAUAUCCAUACACAUAUAAUUAGACUCCUUGCCUGUGGAGACAAGAAGGCCACAAUAUAGCAAAAAAAAUUCAUUAUAAUACCACAGCUGAUAAGUACAGAAGUCUGGUAAGUUGAGUCAGAAGCUGAGAUGUAUUGUUGUUUGAUAAUCUACAUAUGGCAUUACUGUAUUCUGUUAAUUGACAAUUUUAACAGUGGAAUUGUCAGUUGUUCUUCAGAAAGAGUAGUGUUGACUGGAAUUUAAGUAUUCCAGUAUUUUUACAUCUCCCCAAGUAAUUUCAUACAUUUCCAUGCUGCCACAGGUUAUAUAACCAUCACUAUGUACCCUGCAAGGUGGUUUGUGCACACACACAGUAAAAAUUAGUUUCCGUUCAUUCUCUACACAAACAAGGAAUCACUUGCUUGAGGGCCCAUUGAAAAUGAAGUGUUAAAGGUGGUAUAAGGAAAUGAUCUGUGAAUAUUUAUUGGUAAACAUGUAGAGAAAUGAGAUAGGAAAAGGUUCUUUUACAGACAUUUUUGUAGAUUAAUUUUUGUCAAAAACUUUGUGAAUUUUCAAGUAAUCCAAUUAUGUAACCAUUUGAGAUUUCAGUGUCAUGCAAAUUUCUUUCACAGAAAAUCAUAAUAUAAUUCCAUGAUGUCAGAUAGCUUUAGGAUAAUGUCUGAAGGGUGUUUGGGGAUGCUUUAAAUUCAUCAUCUCUCCAAACUUUGGGAGCAUUCUAAAGGAAUUACCACUAAACCUGUUAUAAAUAGAUGAUACAAAUUUUUGCCUAUUUUUCUUUAGUUUUCUAUGCAGUAAUGGUUAUAAAUGUAAGUAAAACAUGUACUAUAGUAAUUGGGGAAGAAAUACUGUACAUACUUUUUCAUGGUGCAACAAGAAUGUAUUAUUGUUACUUUUCUCAGCGUUUAUGGAAACAGAAGACGGUGAUCACUUUGAGUGUUUGUAUUCUGUACUUUUUUCAUUUUGGAGUGUACUACAAUAAAAAUAAAAUAAAAAUUAAUUUGCCUUCAAAGGAAGACCAGAUUGAGCAAGCAACAGGAAAACUAAAUUUACAUGAAAUGAUAAAAAUAUAUAAUAAUGUUAAGCUCAUAAUCAGGAGCUAGUGUGGAGUAUGUUAUCCUCAGAAAAUUCUGGACCUGCCCAGGAAUCUCAAAGGUUCAGGUAGGUGUUACUGCUGUAAGUGUACAAUACGUAUUGAAAGCAUUUUGCUAACUUAUUGCGUUAACCAGAUCAUAGUAAAAAAAAAAAAAAAUACUCAAUAACACAUCUAAAACUAUCUGUCACCGACUAAUGAGGGGAAGAAGAAUAUGUAUGUGUAUUGAAGUUUUGACCAAAUUGGGAAUUAGUUGUAAAUAGAAUACGUAAAUCAAAAUUAGUAUUGUCAUCUCCACUCUUAGAAUUAUUAAUUUAAUUAUCCUGCAGUUUAUGCUUGUACUUAAUAAAGAACAAUUAAUAACAUACACUAAGGUAAUGCAUUUCUGGACUGAAUGAAAGUUUGAAUGAAUACUAUAUUCAAAAACAAAUUCGUUUAAAUUUAGGUCUUUGCUCAGUGAAUCAUGUCUAGUUAGGAUAUAAUGAAAUUAUAUUUUUGUUGGCAAUUAUCAUUUUCCCAUUUUGCAUAUGUGAACUAAAAUUUAGUUAAACAAAUAUCAGUCUUUUGUAAAUAAUGCUUUGUAAUGCUUGAUAAGGACUAAUGUCAAUUUUUUAUAAAGUAUAGAUUUCUGUAAAGUUUUACAAACAUAAUUACAGAAUUUUGUAGCAAUGGCAUUAGGUUUGAGAACUCUUUAGCAUUACAUUGGCAAAUUUAGUUCCUAAUUUUUAACAUUAAAUUAGUUCUCAGCGCUGAUCCAUUUACGGGAAAAAGAAAUUAGCUUUUCGUUAUAAUUGGACAGUGGGUGGGAAGUUUAUUCAAGAGGUCUUUUACACCUCUGAGGCUUAAUCAUUAUUAUAUUGUUUAAAUCACUGUUGUAAAAAUUUGUGAAGAACAUUUUGUAUGUGAUAAUUGUUUGUGCAUUGUGUGUAUGUGUGUGGAAUAAAACUCUGCUGAUUGAAUGAGUUGACAGUUAUUUUUAAAGUUCAGUUAAUGCUUUCAAUGUCAUCAAGUAUUGGAAUAUAUUUAGUAUUGAGUUACUGAAAACCUUGGAUAUUAACGUAACAUUGCUGGUGAAAUCUUCACUUCUUUAUGUUUGUAAGGUGAGUAUAACCAAAAGGCUUACACUCUGUAGAUACAGUUAUGACUACAAUAAGCACCCACACAAUAUUAGCUUCAUUGUGCACAAAUCAGUGACAAAAGGUAACAGAUCCACUUCAGGUCAUAACCAUUGAUAAAUUAAAAGGCUUAGAAUGUGAAUGUUGUAAAUAGGUUAUUACGUAAUGGUUGCAGGAAUCACAGACUAUUUGCGGUAACUCAGGCAACUGAAUUUUACAGAUAUUGCUCAGGACAUAUAUUUAGUUGAACUGAAUAUUAGUUCCAUACAAAGAUCUCAUAAACUGCUGUUUUAAAUAUUAUUUAUGAAUUUUUAUUUUACUGUUGAGAUGUAUUUGAAUAUCACAAGUAAAAAAAAAAUCUUGUCCAUGCAACGUCUGCUUUAUUGAAAUUUGAUGAGAGGAAGCAUACACUGAACUUUGUACUAUUAAUAAUCAUGUAUGUAUGUGUAUGUUUGUGCAAUAAUGAAAUUAUAUAAGUAUCUUAAUUGCUAAGGUUGCCAAAGAAAAACAAGUGAAACUUAUUAUGCAUAGCAAAUUUGGUAAAUGAUGUGAGCACAAAUAAGUUGUCACAAAAAGUAUAUAUUAAGAAAAUACUCAAUUGUUCUUUAUCCCUAUUUUUUUCUGAUUUCCCUUAGAAUGAUUGAGUUUCCUUUAAUACAUUUUCUUGAUAAUCUAGUCCAUUAAAUAAAUCGGACAUGAUAAUUAUGAUGCUGGUCUAAGGGAUUUUUUUUUUACAAUAGAGGUUGCUUAUGAAAUAGGCAUAUCUUAUGUUUUCUUGUAUUUAGUAACUGUGCAAAUAAAAGUUUAUCAUUGCAUCCAUUAUAACUGAUUGACAUAUGUAGUGAGGACACUUGCAUAUAAUUCUCUGUACUGGUACUGUAUAUGAUUAGUAUUUAUUCGAAGGUGGUUGUGUAUAUUUAUUGCCUGUCUGUACAGUGAUCAGGUGUAAUUUUUCCAGAUUACAUUCACCAAAGUUUUUAA